Molecule: messenger RNA, 393 nt
Organism: Nerophis lumbriciformis (worm pipefish)
Lineage: Eukaryota; Metazoa; Chordata; Actinopteri; Syngnathiformes; Syngnathidae
Gene: nppcl2
Product: natriuretic peptide C-like 2
Biological process (GO): cGMP biosynthetic process; receptor guanylyl cyclase signaling pathway
Cellular component (GO): extracellular region
Molecular function (GO): hormone activity
Source: RefSeq, a predicted model, not a curated record
AGCUUUGGCCAAUCAUCUUCUUGCAAAAUGAACGCCUCAGCUUCUUCCGUGCUCACCCUUCUCGUCCUCAUCAUCCUCGCUAUCAUUGCUGAGUCCAGAUCAUCGCCUCCACGAGAUGACACCAAGGUCAUGACCUCAAUGUUUGGCUCGCGGCUCUCCUCUCUCCUUGUGGCCCCGCCCCCAUAUGGGGACGCCACAGAGGGCCCAGCUGGAAUGCCCGUCCCCUCCAGGGGAUUGACCAGGAGGCAGGAGUCUUCAUCACAGUUCCUUGUGGACUUCCUGCGGCAACAUUCCAAGAUAAGGAGGCGGAAUCGGAAGGCGAUGAUGGGAGGAAGAGGAUGCUUUGGUAUGAAAAUGGAUCGCAUUGGCUCCAUCAGUGGACUAGGUUGUUGA